UUUGAAUCCACUACCUUUUCUUUUGCCCUCAAUUAUUUUUGUUUCGCGAUAAGAUUCUGUUCUUUGUUGGAUUUCGAUCUCUUCUCCACUGUUGCAGUGACUGUUCAUAAACUCGAAACUGUGUUUUUGUUUAGGGAGCUUGACAACUGUACGGCUCGGUUUUCUGGGUUUCGGUCGUUAUGGGUUGGCGGAGUCUUGGAUCCCUUUUUCCUUAUUUCCGCAAUCUCUUUAACUUCCAGGGUGUGAAAUGAUUAAAAUCAGCGGGUUAAUCAUGUUCGGAGUGCAGCAAUUAAAAUGAUGUGUUGAUCUGGUGUUGCAGCAGGUGCAGGGUGAUCAACCGGGCACGUACACCAUCAAGUCUCAUGGAGCCGCGGUUGCCAAGAACCACAAGCAUGACUGGCUCAUACUCGUGCUUCUUGGUUUGAUCGAGAUAGUCUUGUAUAUCAUUCAACCUUUCCACCGUUUUGUGGGGAAGGAUAUGAUGACUGACCUUAAGUACCCCAUGAAAGCAAACACUGUCCCUGUUUGGGCUGUUCCUAUGUAUGCAGUCUUGGUUCCUAUUGCCAUUUUUCUUUUCUUCUAUGCGCGUAGGAGAGAUGUGUAUGAUCUUCACCACAGCAUUCUUGGCCUGUUAUUUGCUGUGUUGGUUACUGCUGUCAUUACUGAUUCAAUAAAAAAUGGAGUUGGGCGUCCCAGACCAGAUUUCUUUUGGCGUUGCUUUCCUGAUGGAAUCGAUAAUUAUGAUAAGUGGGGAGAUGUGGUGUGCCAUGGUAAGGCCAAGGACAUAAAGGAAGGACAUAAGAGUUUCCCGAGUGGCCAUACUUCAUGGUCCUUUGCAGGCUUAGGCUUCCUUGCCUUGUACUUGAGUGGAAAGAUUAAAGUUUUUGAUCGAAAAGGGCAUGUUGCGAAACUAUGCAUUGUCUCCCUUCCUCUACUGGUUGCAUCUCUCGUUGCAGUGUCCAGAGUAUCUGACUAUUGGCACCAUUGGCAAGAUGUGUUUGCUGGAGGUCUUUUAGGAUUUGUUGUGGCUGCAUUUUGCUACCGGCAGUUCUUCCCUGCUCCUUAUCAUGAUCAAGGAUGGGGUCCUUAUGCAUAUUUCCAAGCAUUGGAGGAGACGCGUAGCAAUUCAAGCUCGGCGUCCACUGCAAAUGCACUCAGUGUGCAGGUCAUGGGGGUUCAGAACGUUACUCAACCUGUUCCUGCACAAAAUGGUGUUGCAUUUUCAUCAUAUGCUUCAAAUCAAUAUACAAGCCUUAAGCUAGAUGAUAUGGAAUCUGGGAGGCGGUGAUAAUAAUAUUGUGCAUCUUCAUCAUCUCCUUCGCUACUUAAUGACUUAUGUGUAUACUAGUCCUAGUUAAACACAUCCUUUGUAGCCUGGAUGCUAUAUGCAGAGCUUAGCUUGAUGGUCACGGUUUUGUGAAUAUUCGAAUGCUUUACUCUCUCAAACUAUAAAUAAUCACUCUCCUCGGAUAACAGUUAAUACCUA
Messenger RNA from Rosa chinensis, 1486 nucleotides. RefSeq names its product lipid phosphate phosphatase 2. Gene Ontology annotation, biological process: phospholipid metabolic process. Lineage: Eukaryota; Viridiplantae; Streptophyta; Magnoliopsida; Rosales; Rosaceae. The record is from RefSeq and is a predicted model, not a curated record. Gene Ontology annotation, molecular function: phosphatidate phosphatase activity. The transcript is spliced from 8 exons. The coding region runs from base 479 to 1288 and encodes 269 amino acids.